GGAAAAUGAUCAAAGCAAAAAAGAAAACGAUCAAAUCAAGAGAGAUAAUGAACAUAAUCAAAUACGUAAAGAUGAAGACAGACGGGCGCAUGUUUCUAAAAGUUCAAAUUUGCCUUUAACAAAUAAUCUUACAAACACAAAAUAUUCAGAAAAAGAAACCCUCCAGAAUGCCUUUAAUGCAAUCAUCGAUCAGAAAAUACAAAAGGGACCUAAAUUUACUCCAUUACUUGAGGCAUUAACUGAUGAGAUUGGUCUAAGUAGUAGCUGCUUGCGUGAUUUUUAUUAUCGUAAAAGAAAUCCGCGAAAAACUACGUUGGAUAAAAUUAAAGUAUUUGUUAAUAAGGAAAGAAGAACAAAUAAUAAUUUAAAUGUCCUUUACCUUCAUUAG
Messenger RNA from Racocetra persica, 388 nucleotides. The record is from the annotation of a GenBank genome assembly. Lineage: Eukaryota; Fungi; Glomeromycota; Glomeromycetes; Diversisporales; Gigasporaceae.